Ctenocephalides felis (cat flea) is the source of this 3288-nucleotide messenger RNA. RefSeq lists its product as uncharacterized. Gene Ontology annotation, biological process: DNA integration. The coding region runs from base 1 to 3288 and encodes 1095 amino acids. The record is from RefSeq and is a predicted model, not a curated record. The transcript has 4 exons. NCBI's taxonomy places the organism in Eukaryota, Metazoa, Arthropoda, Insecta, Siphonaptera, Pulicidae. Gene Ontology annotation, molecular function: nucleic acid binding.
AUGUUACAACAACCCGUCGAUCAAUGGGACGCGUUAUUAAAUUAUCUUGUAAUUUCUAAAAUUGAUAAGAAAACUCAUCAAGAGUGGGAGAUGUUAAUGAAUAAAGGCUCUGAACUAGUUACAUUUUCCGAACUUAGCAAUUUUUUAAAUCAACGCUGCACAAUAUUAGAAGCAAUUAAUCCGACUGAAACAAGAAUCGGAAACUCCAGUAAAUUUAAAGAUAUAAAACCUAAUUAUGCAAAACAUACCAAGUCUUACGCUACAUCCACUAAUCACAAAAAUAUUUGCCCAAUUUGCAAAGAGCCAUUUCAUUCACCGUUCAAAUGUCAAGGUUUUCGGACACUAUCUCCAGAAGAUAGAGUAAGCAAAGUAAAUCAAUUAAAACUAUGCACGAAUUGCUUACGUUACAAUCACAACAGCGAUCAAUGUACUUCUUUAAAUCGUUGUGCCUUUUGUAAUUCAAAUCAUCAUAGUCUUCUGCAUAUAGACUCAAGCCAAUUACCAGCUGUUAAUAAUACACCACAAAAUGUUUCGUGCCAUACCGAAAAUGAUUCAAGUCAAAUCAUCUUAUCUACAGCAGUAAUUAAUGUAUUAGAUAGCAAUAAUAGAUAUAGAGCAUGUAGAGUAUUAUUAGAUUCGGGAUCACAAUCCAAUUUCAUCACGGAGAAGUUUGCUAAUGAGCUCGGGCACAUGAGCGAAGUCAACGAAUCUUCCGAACCCGCGACGUGUUUCUAUUUGCCUCAUCACGGGGUGGUAAAACCAGACAGUUUAACAAUGAAAUUGCGUGUAGUGUUCGAUGCAUCUUGCAAAACCGAUGCAGGCCUGUCGUUGAAUGAACUACAACUUGUUGGACCCACAAUUCAAAAUAAUAUUUUUUCUAUCAUACUAAGAUUCAGAAGACAUGCGUUUGUACUUACAGCUGAUAUAGAAAAAAUGUACAGACAAGUUUUGGUUCACGAAAACGACAGAAAAAUGCAAAGAAUAUUCUGGAGGGACAAUCCUAGCAGCAAAUUAAAAAUUUAUCAAUUAAAUACAGUAACAUACGGAACAGCAUCUGCGCCGUUUUUAGCCAUACGCUGUUUGGAGCAGUUAGCCAGAGAAAACAUAACUAACUAUACAAAGGAAUGCGAAAUUCUCAGAAAUGAUUUCUACGUUGACGAUUUAUUAACGGGAACUGAUAACAUAUCCGAAUUAUUCACUAUUAAAAAUAACCUUUAUAAUCCAACUUUAAACAUCGGCGAACAAACUAUCAAAACUUUAGGUAUAUCUUGGAAUUCGGUAACAGACAGUUUUGAAUUUGACUACAAAAAUAUAAGAAUAAAUCAAAUAGUUACGGCAAGAUCUCGAGUAGCACCAUUAAAAAAUAUUACACUCCCCCGUCUCGAGCUUUGUGCGGCACAACUGCUAGCAAAUCUUGCGCAAAUAACUAAACAUGCAUUAAAUAUCGCGUUUGACAAAGAAUUCUAUUGGAGCGAUUCCACAAUUACUCUUUCGUGGAUAAGAUCUCCAUCUUAUAAAUGGAAAACCUUCGUUGCCAAUAGAGUUUCUGAUAUUCAAACAAAAACAGACGCAAAUAACUGGCUACAUGUCCGAUCGGAAGACAAUCCAGCGGACCUCAUAUCACGCGGGUGCUAUACACAUGAUUUAUUGAAUUCAUCCUUGUGGUGGGCAGGCCCAUCUUGGCUACAAAAUCUAACUGAAACACAGCGACGUGCAACUGACAAUAUCUUAAUUCCUGAAACUGAUGUCGAAAGUCAAAUCACAAGUUUGACUUGUACAAAAAUUAACAAUAACGAACAUUUUUUCUUAUACUCUUCCCUUAUUAAACUCGUGCGCGUAACUGCUUUUUGUUAUCGAUUUUUACAAAAUUUAAAACUAAAGAAGAAAGAAAAAGAACUACUGUAUGGCCCACUCACGGUCGAUGAAUUCAAUAAUUCACUAAACAAGUUAAUAAAAAUAUCACAAUAUGAAAUAUUCAAACAAGACAUAGAUAUAGUCGCGCGUGGGGAAGCAUUACACAAAUCGUCGAAAUUAAAAUCAUUAACACCGUUUUUAGACAAAAAUGGAAUAUUGCGCGUCGGCGGUAGGAUAAAGAAUUCAAAUUUACCAUAUGAUAAAUGCCAUCCGAUAAUACUACCAAAAAAUCAUCAAUUGACUAUUCUGAUAACUAGGCAUGAGCAUUUAAAACUGUAUCAUUGCGGAGCACAGAUGUUAUUAAAUGCGUUGCGUAAUACUUAUUGGCCUAUCGGAGGCAGAAACCUGACAAGAUCGAUCGUGAAAAAAUGCGAUACAUGUUUUAAGGUAAAACCUACAUUUAUUAAUCCAAUAAUGGGCAAUUUGCCUAAAUAUCGCGUUACACCGCAGUCACCUUUCUUUAUAUGCGGAGUAGAUUACGGAGGUCCUAUCUUAUUAAGAGAUCGUCAAACAAGAGGAUACAAAAAAUUUAAGGCUUACAUAUGUUUGUUCGUGUGCCUUGUUACAAAAGCAAUACAUAUCGAAUUAGUAUCUGAUUUAACUACGAAUAGUUUUUUAGCCACUUUUAAACGAUUUAUGGCGCGACGCGGAAAACCUCGCGAAAUCUAUUCCGAUAAUGGAACAAAUUUUAUAGGCGCAGCAUCAGGAUUAAAGGAGCUUUAUAAAUUUUUACAACAAAAAUCAAAUCAAAAUAAGAUUGUUAAUGAUAUGACCAACGAAGGCGUGUCAUGGAAGCACAUUCCACCAAACUUUCCUCAUUUUGGAGGAAUUUGGGAGGCGGGCAUAAAGUCGUGCAAGGCUCAUUUAAAGCGAGUAUUGGGUAAUGCUAUUUUAACUUUUGAAGAUUUUUAUACGGUUUUGACACAGAUCGAAGCAAUAUUAAACUCGAGACCAAUCUCUCCCUUAAGCUCCGAUCCCAAUGACUAUGAUCCCUUAACUCCUGGUCACUUUCUUAUUGGAAAAUCCUUAACAUCUGCUCCCGAUCCAUCCGUGCUUGAAACCCUUGAUAACAGGCUUUCUCGGUAUCAACGACUACAGAAACUUGUGCAACAUUUUUGGAAGCGUUGGCACAAAGAAUACGUAUCGGAGCUGCAGACAAAAACAAAAUGGCAAGUUCAACCAUCGCAACCAGCUAAGGUAGGCGAUAUGGUAGUGGUCAGAGAAGACAAUUUACCUCCACUACACUGGCGAUUGGGGCGUAUUCUUGACACACAUCCAGGAGAUGAUGGACUUGUGCGUGUUGUGACAAUCAAGACACAAAAUGGUGUACUCAAACGUGCAAUUAAUCGAAUUUGUGUAUUACCAAAAUCAUAG